CUAUCAGUAGCAACUAUGCGGCUGAGCUUGGUGGCGUUAAUAUUUUGCCUCUCGGCGGCCCACGGAGCCCAAAUUUUGGGCCUCUUCGGCGUCUCCGGGAAGAGCCACAACCACUUUUUCACGGCGCUGACCAAGGAGCUAGCGAACCGCGGCCACGACUUGACCAUCGUCACUGCCUUUCCAACCAAGAAAACUUCGGCCAAUUAUAAAGAAAUACCGGUCGAAUUAAUGGAGUUAUUUUCAGCGAAUUUCAACCCUCUAAGCCAGACAGAAGAGGGCACGUUGAGCAGACUUUUUUCCAUGUUAGGAAUGUUCAAGAAACUUUGUCCUACCAUACUGAACUUGCCCCAGAUUAAACCACUGCUGGAAGAAAAAUUUGAUUUGGUGAUCAUUUCAACGUUCUUCAGCCAAUGCUUCCUGCCUUUUGGAUACAUCAACGGUGCCCCAAUGAUCGGCAUAAGUGCAGCAGGAAGUUUGGGAAUGGGAAUGGACAUGGCUAACCCCGAACCAAGGUCUUACGUGCCGAAUUUGUUUCUACCCCUCACUUCAAAGAUGACGUUUCUGGAACGAGUUACUAAUACUUUGUUAUCCCAUCUAAUCAGCUUUUUGGCCACCUUUGUUCAUAAGCCAGUUAUGUAUGAUGCGGCAAAAGAGUUUUUCGGUCCCAACAUUCCAACCAUUGAGGAAAUGGAGAAAAAUCUCAGCCUCGUAAUUUACAACAACCACUUCACCUUGAACAAUCCUCGGCCCUUAAACCCUGGAGUCAUUGACGCGGGUGGAAUGCACAUCAAAGACAAAAAUGAAAAACUUCCAAAAGAUCUACAAGAAUUUAUGGACGGGGCCAAGGAUGGAAUCAUAUAUUUUUCGAUGGGGUCUUACAUUAAAGGAUCAGAAUUCCCGGAAGAAAAACUGAAAGCUCUGCUGGACGCAUUUUCUGAGCUGCCCCAACGUGUGAUUUUCAAAUGGGAAACAGAGGCAAUGCCAAACAAACCAGAUAAUGUCAAAAUUGGGAAGUGGCUUCCCCAGCAAGCUGUGCUAGCUCAUCCCAAUUUGAAGCUAUUCAUCACUCAUGGCGGACUAUUGAGCACUCAGGAGGCGGCUUAUCACGGAGUGCCACUCGUUGGAAUUCCAUUUUUCGGUGAUCAACAGUUAAACGUGGCAAAAUCAUCGCGAAUGGGCCUCGCUGUAGGAUUGGACUACAACACUUUAAAAAAGCAGACCAUAAUGAAAGCGAUCAAAACUGUCACCAAUGAACCAUCUUACUACAAAAAUGCCCAGGAUUUGAAGAAAAGGGUACGAGACCAGCCGGAAAGUCCUCUAGACCGGGCCGUGUUCUGGACCGAGUACGUGUUGCGACACAACGGUGCCCAGCAUUUGCGUACUGCGGCCACGGACAUGACCUGGUGGCAGGUUCACCUCAUCGACGUUUACGGAGCUAUUUUCGCGGUGCUAUCGGCUUUUCUUGUUUUCGAUUAUUAUGUCAUUAAGUGUUGCUGUUGUAGGAAUAAAACUAACAGCAAUAAGAAGCAAAGCGAGGCUUCGUCAACUAAAUCUAGAAACAACAAAAGAAAGGUUGCGGAUUUUGGCUUCAACACGUUGAAUGAAAACUCCAUAGCCAAGAAUGCAAACAAUCCUGCUCUUUAUUGCAGUGCGACUGCCGAUUCUCAAUCAGUUUCAACCAUGCGGCUUUGCUUGUUGGCGUUAGUUUUCUGCGUGGGCCUUUCAGCAGCCCACGGGGCCCGAAUUUUGGGCCUCUUUGGCGUUUCCGGGCAGAGCCACAACCACUUUUUCACGGCGCUGACCAAGGAGCUGGCGAACCGCGGUCACGACUUGACCAUCGUCACUGCCUUUCCAACCAAGAAAACUUCGGCCAACUAUAAAGAAAUCCCUAUCGAAUUGAUGGAGUUAUUUUCAGCUAAUUUCAACCCUCUCACUCAAACAGAAAAAGGCCCUUUGAGCAAAGCUUUUACCAUGUUAGACCUGUUCCUGAAGCUUUGUCCUGCUGUCCUGCAAAUGCCCCAAAUUAAGCCACUAUUGCAAGAAAAAUUUGACUUGGUGAUCAUUUCAACGUUCUUCAGCCAAUGCUUCCUGCCUUUCGGUUACAUCAACAGUGCCCCAAUGAUCGGCAUAAGUUCAGGAGGAAACUUGGGAAUGGGAAUGGACAUGGCUAACCCUGAGCCCAGGUCUUACGUGCCGAAUAUGUUUUUACCCCUCACCUCAAAGAUGACGUUUGCGGAACGAGUUUCCAAUACCGUGAUGUCCCAUUUAGUCGACUUCCUGGCCACUUUUUUCCUUAAACCAGCCAUGCAUGAUGCGGCAAAAGAGUUUUUCGGUCCCAACAUUCCAUCCAUCGAGGCAAUGGAGAAAAAUCUCAGCCUCGUAAUCUAUAACAAUCACUUCACUUUGAAUAACCCUCGGCCCUUGAACCCUGGAGUCGUUGAUGCAGGUGGAAUGCACAUCAAGGACAAAAAUGAAAAACUUCCAAAAGAUCUACAAGAAUUUAUGGACGGAGCCAAGGAUGGCGUGAUCUAUUUUUCGAUGGGGUCUUUUAUUCAAGGAUCCCAGUUUCCGGAAGAAAAAGUGGCUGCUCUGCUGGAUGCAUUUUCUGAGCUACCCCAACGCGUGAUUUUCAAAUGGGAAACAGAGGAAAUGCCAAACAAACCAAAUAACGUCAAAAUUGGAAAGUGGCUUCCCCAGCAAGCUGUACUAGCUCAUCCCAAUUUGAAGUUAUUCAUCACUCAUGGCGGACUAUUGAGCACUCAGGAGGCGGCUUAUCACGGAGUGCCACUCGUUGGAAUUCCAUUUUUCGGUGAUCAACAGUUAAACGUGGCAAAAUCAUCGCGAAUGGGCCUGGCCGUGGGCUUGGACUACAACAAUUUAAGCAAACAGAACAUUAUCAAUGCGAUCAAAUCUGUCAUCAACGAUCCAUCAUUCUACAAAAAUGCCCAGGAGUUGAAGACGAGGGUACGAGACCAGCCGGAAAGUCCAUUGGACAGGGCCGUGUUCUGGACCGAGUACGUGUUGCGACACAACGGUGCCCCGCAUUUGCGGACUGCGGCCACGGACAUGAGCUGGUGGCAGGUUCACCUCAUCGACGUUUACGGAGCUAUUUUCGCUGUGCUAUCGACUGUGCUUAUCUUCGAUUCUUAUCUAAUCAAGUGGUGCUGUUGUAGGAGAAAAUCAAACAGCAAUAAGAAGCAAAGCGAGACUUCUCCAUCUAAAUCAAAAAAGAGCAAAAGAAAGGCUGAGUAAGGUUUAAAUACCCCAAACAAUUGUAGACUGCGGUUAUCCAUUCUUUCUGUUUUGUAAAUAGCUGUAAAAGCAACUACAUAUUACAAACAAACAAUAUAACAAAUGUCAAAAAUAAACUGAAAUUUUAAUUUUUA
Molecule: messenger RNA, 3386 nt
Organism: Cloeon dipterum
Lineage: Eukaryota; Metazoa; Arthropoda; Insecta; Ephemeroptera; Baetidae
Exons: 13
Coding region: 16-3252 (1078 amino acids)
Molecular function (GO): UDP-glycosyltransferase activity
Source: RefSeq, a predicted model, not a curated record